Messenger RNA from Saccostrea cuccullata (small rock oyster), 1212 nucleotides. Its product is annotated as triadin-like. NCBI's taxonomy places the organism in Eukaryota, Metazoa, Mollusca, Bivalvia, Ostreida, Ostreidae. Bases 1 to 1212 code for a protein of 403 amino acids. The record is from RefSeq and is a predicted model, not a curated record. The transcript has 3 exons.
AUGACAAAUGCUCACGGUGUGCCUGCUGGAGAGGGGAUGAUUACUCAACCAUUGCACCUGAUCCCACCUCUAACGUCUUCUGGUAACAUCAGAAGUCCAGAGAAACACCAAACUCCAAACAGAGCACCAAAGAGAAACACCAAACUCCAAACAGAGCACCAAGGAGAAACACCAAACUCCAAACAGAGCACCAAAGAGAAACACCAAACUCCAAACAGAGCACCAAAGAGAAACACCAAACUCCAAACAGAGCACCAAGGAGAAACACCAAACUCCAAACAGAGCACUAAGGAGAAACACCAAACUCCAAACAGAGCACCAAAGAGAAACACCAAACUCCAAACAGAGCACCAAGGAGAAACACCAAACUCCAAACAGAGCACCAAAGAGAAACACCAAACUCCAAACAGAGCACCAAGGAGAAACACCAAGGAGAAACACCAAACUCCAAACAGAGCACCAAAGAGAAACACCAAACUCCAAACAGAGCACCAAGGAGAAACACCAAACUCCAAACAGAGCACCAAGGAGAAACACCAAACUCCAAACAGAGCACUAAGGAGAAACACCAAACUCCAAACAGAGCACCAAGGAGAAACACCAAACUCCAAACAGAGCACCAAAGAGAAACACCAAACUCCAAACAGAGCACCAAGGAGAAACACCAAACUCCAAACAGAGCACCAAGGAGAAACACCAAACUCCAAACAGAGCACCAAGGAGAAACACCAAACUCCAAACAGAGCACCAAAGAGAAACACCAAACUCCAAACAGAAGCACUAAGGAGAAACAUCAAACUCCAAACAGAGCACCAAAGAGAAACACCAAACUCCAAACAGAGCACCAAAGAGAAACACCAAACUCCAAACAAAGCACCAAAGAGAAACACCAAACUCCAAACAGAGCACCAAAGAGAAACACCAAACUCCAAACAGAGCACCAAAGAGAAACACCAAACUCCAAACAGAGCACCAAAGAGAAACACCAAACUCCAAACAGAGCACCAAAGAGAAACACCAAACUCCAAACAAAGCACCAAAGAGAAACACCAAACUCCAAACAGAGCACCAAAGAGAAACACCAAACUCCAAACAGAGCACCAAGGACCUUACAAGACAUCAGAGGUAGGAUCUUGUACCAUGGUGGAGUAUGAAUCCCCUGUCGACCGAUCACAUUCACCUUGUCAAGAUCGAAAAAGGGAAAAUUCGUAG